Striga hermonthica is the source of this 920-nucleotide messenger RNA. NCBI's taxonomy places the organism in Eukaryota, Viridiplantae, Streptophyta, Magnoliopsida, Lamiales, Orobanchaceae. The record is from the annotation of a GenBank genome assembly.
UCGCGUCACCACCCGCAGGACUCCGUCACAAGUUCGCGCAAAACUCGAUCAGACCGAUCGUGCGCCCCCAUCAACGGCCCUGCUGCUCCGUCGUGUGCCUCCGCGAUUGUUAAUCGCGACCGAAUCCGUGAGCAAGCUUUCCGACGACCACCGCUGCAAGUCUUCACCUCCGGACACCAUCGUCCCUAUGCCUCCUCGUAGAGAUCCAGGUCACCAGGAGCUCCCACAGGCCACAGUAGUCGCACAUUUCCGCAACUACCAGCCAAAAAAAUUUUCCGGCCAAAGAGAUCCUCGUAUAGUAGAUGAAUGGAUUCAGGGCCUUGAAAUGAUUUUUGAGGUCAUGGAUUGUCCUGAUCGAUAUCGUGUGUUAUGCGCACAAAUCCAACUGACCGGUGAUGCCCGACUCUGGUGGAAUGCCUAUUGGAGUAUACGUCCCAGCGAGAAAGAAGGUUGUACGUGGGACCGAUUCAAGGAGUUGAUCCACAAAAAGUACUAUCCCUCGUAUUACCGAGCAGAGAUGGAGCGCCGGUUCCUGGCACUCAGACAGGGUACUCGUUCUUUUGACGAGUACGAGAGAGAGUUUACCCAUCUCGGAGCCUUUGUGCCCGAUCUUGUGGGUACAGAGGCGAAGAGAGCCCAUCGUUUCACUGACGGACUUCUCCCAGCAGUCCGCCACAACAUAGUAGGUCAUGGUGUCCAGACCUAUGCCCCAACAGUCGCUAUUGCUCAAGAAGUUGAUGCCAGUAUCCGACGAGAAGCUAUCCAGACACCAGCCCAACCAGUUGCUCAGCCACCAGCCCAGCCCAAUGUGGCCCAAUCAUCAAAGAACCAGAAGAAGAGGAAGUUCAGAACCACUCUUGACAACCGGAGGACUCGCCCCAGACCAAUACCAGCCUGCCCGACAUAUGGAAAACACCACC